Cannabis sativa is the source of this 3407-nucleotide messenger RNA. RefSeq lists its product as uncharacterized. NCBI's taxonomy places the organism in Eukaryota, Viridiplantae, Streptophyta, Magnoliopsida, Rosales, Cannabaceae. The coding region runs from base 1509 to 3407 and encodes 632 amino acids. The record is from RefSeq and is a predicted model, not a curated record. The transcript is spliced from 2 exons. Gene Ontology annotation, biological process: proteolysis. Gene Ontology annotation, molecular function: nucleic acid binding; zinc ion binding; aspartic-type endopeptidase activity.
UACGACCUAAGGAAGCUUUUUAACGUGGUAUAAGGGGCGGAAGUCGUCGUUUUAAGAUUCGCCAUUUUUGAAGCUUCAAAGGUGCGGCUUAGUUACGGACUCGAAUUCGAACGUGUUUAAGCUUGUUCUUGGGUCAAGGGAGGUUAUAUUUGAGUGCAUGGGACCCUAAGGAUUGUUUUUGACGUAGGAAAACGAAGCUUUAACGUCCAAAACGAAAAUCCAACAUUUUGACUCCAUUAAAGACGGUACACCGCCAACGAAGAAGACGACCCCGAUCUGCCUUCUCUGACCACUUUUCUUGAUCGUUUUGAGGUCUUGAGCAUUGUGGAGAGCUUCCCCAAUCGAAAGGACGCUUCAAGAGCAAUCGGAGACAAAGUUACACUUUACCGGCGACGAAACCGACGAGAACGCCGGCGACCGCGUUCUGACCGUUUCUGAGGAUCUUGUUCUCAACAAGGAAAUUCGUUGAGGUGCUCGAGGUAGCAAGUGUGGUCUUAGCAACUGAGGUAAGAAGAGUGGACAUCUGUGCACAGGGUGUAUGUUAUGCAUACAACUUGGGUUGUUUGCUAUUUAAUUUGAUUGUGUUAUGAUUUCUUUUUAUUUUGUGAGCAUCGUUAGCAUGAGAAUGAUAUUAGGGUCUUGCUGCUUGUGUGAGCAUAACACUUGCAGGUUAUAACUUUAUCAUGGGUGAGUACAACUUAUGGUAAUUAAUUGCCCUGUUGGAUGCCAAGUGUGAGAAUAACACAAGGCAGGGCAGUUUACCUCAUGUCUGAUCAACAUGAGUGUAUAGUUGAUCAUCGUAUGUGAGUAUAAUGUGCGAUAUGAGACAUGAUUUGUGCAUGUGAGAACAACAUGCGUUGUGGAUAUAUUUAUGGAAUGUGAAUUACUGUUGAUUAAUAUUAAAGAGUAAUUUAUGUCAAGUAACUAGUUAGGAGGGUUAUGUCCUACAAAGCUCUUCUUACUGGGCGUUAGCUCACGGGUACUCUGUGUGCAGGUAAGGGUAAGGCCAAGCAGUGAGAUUGAAGAGCUCGAGGCGUGGAUUGCAUGUUAGGGGGGCUGGCACAGUAUUUUGUUUUUAAUGUUUUUAACUGCUAAACAUUUUGGAACUAUUAUUUUGACUUAACUAGUUCUUAUUUAAGUUUACAGUACUAAAAGUAUUUUGUUUUAAACAAUGAUAUCUCAUGCUUGGAUAUUUUUUAAUAAAGAAGUAUUUGUUUGUCUUUAUCUUAUUAAAUUGUUUUAUACGGACUAUCCUAUGUGACAUCUCGGGAAAUCGGGGUGUUACAAUAUGGUAUCAGAGCAAUACGGUCCUAAAGAAUGUGGUUAGCCCUAACAUGUAAAGUUCACCGCCAUGAGACGAGCUCGACUCACUGUACUGUAAGUGGUUAUUACUUAUAAUUUAGUUGCCUUAAAUUUCUGCAAGCGAGAGGGUAACAUUAUUUUCAUGUAAAAUUGAUGAUCAAAAUGAUCUUGAUGUGUUUUGGUUUGUGUGGUUCAGGAGUUUAGAAAUGCCUCCUAGAAGGUCAGUUAGAGUGGGUCGAGGUCAAGGUCGAGGUCGAGGCCAAGGCCAAGGCCGAGAUGAUGGAGGGAUCAAUGAACCACCUCAAGCACCACAGGGAUGGGAAGAGCGCAUUGCCGCACUGGAAAGAAUCAUUCAUAGGCAGGAUGAAGAACUUCGUCAGCUGAGACGUCAACCGGAGCCGCCAGUCCAAAUAAGGCAGGAUGCAGAAAAUAGAGACCCACCAACUGCAGUGGUAUAUCCUGCUACAGAGGCUAGACAUGAGUUGUUAGCAGAGAGAUUUCGAAAACAACACCCACCUGAAUUUGAGGGAGGCAUAGACCCGGUAGUGGCUGAGGAGUGGAUAAGUCGCAUAGAAAGCAUUUUGCAGAUGCUAAGGGUCGAUGGGAAUGACCGAGUGAGGUGUGCAUCUUACAUGCUGAGAAAAGAUGCUCGUAUCUGGUGGGAGGUGGUGGAACAAACAAAGGAUGUAGAUACCAUGAACUGGGAUGAUUUCGAAAGGGUCUUUAAUGAGAAGUAUUAUAACUCAGCAGUUCUAGCAGCAAAGGUCGAUGAAUUUACUGGAUUAGUCCAAGGGAUUCUUACUGUGACUGAGUAUGCACAAAAAUUUGAUAGAUUGGCGAAAUUCGCUCCAGAUCUGGUACCUACUGAUAGAGUGCGAGCACAUCGAUUUGUGGAAGGCUUGAAACCAAUGGUUGCUCGAGAUGUGGAAAUUGUGUCAAGGGGUCAAUUCAGUUAUGCUCAAGUUGUCGAAAUGGCUCUUACGGCUGAGCGGAGUGAAAACAAAAUUUGGAAGGAAAAUGCUGCCAGGAGAGAAUCUAAGAAAGGUGGAGCCAAUUCUAAUGACCACAAGAAACGGGGACAGGACCAGUCCGGGCAGCCAAGUCAAGACAAGAGGUACAAAAGUGAUAACGACCAACGAUUUAAUGGCAGCAGUGGGCGAAAUAUUCCAGAAUGCCCUAAAUGUACCAAACGUCAUCUCGGCGAGUGUCGCGCAAAAGCAUGCUACAAAUGUGGAAAAGAAGGACACAUCAAACGCAAUUGCCCACUGUGGGGACAGACUGGGAACAGAGCAGAACCUAAGAAAGAUGACAAGUAUGUUCCAGCCAGAGUUUUUGCCAUCACUCAAGCAGAAGCUGAAGCCAGUCCUUCGGUUGUAUCAGGUCAGAUUCCUAUGGCCAACACCACUUGUAAAGUUUUGUUUGAUUCUGGUGCAACUCAUUCCUUUAUUGCUAGCACAAUUGUUAAUCAUAUAAAUGCACCGAGUGAAUUAUUUACUGUGGGGUUUGGGACCAUGUUACCAUCUGGGGAGGUUGUAAUCUCUAGAAAUUGGCUUAGGGGAAUACCUGUCAGGAUAGAUGGUAGAGAAUUAUUUGUAGACCUGAUUGUAUUAGAUUUAUUUGAUUUUGAUGUAAUCUUGGGCAUGGAUUUUCUUACCAAAUAUGGAGCAUCAAUUGACUGCAAGCAAAAGAAAGUUGUUUUCACACCAGAAGAUGGAGAGACAUUCGAGUUCAGAGGGAUAGGAAAGAAACCUCGCACCCCUAUUAUUUCGGCAAUGAAGGUUGGGAAACUAUUGCAGCGUGGGUGCUUAGGGUACCUAGUUAAUGUGGUUGAUGACACCAAGAAAAUUGAAAGAAAGCCGGAGGAAACACGGGUAGUUGCUGAGUUCCUUGAUGUAUUUCCAGAGGAGUUACCCGGGUUACCACCACACAGAGAAAUCGAAUUUGUGAUAGAAUUAGUGCCCGGGACAGCACCAGUUUCCCGCGCACCAUAUAGAAUGGCACCAUCUGAAUUGAAAGAACUCAAAAUACAGUUGGAAGAAUUGCUUAAGUUAGGGUUUAUCAGACCUAGCUACUCUCCGUGGGGCGCACCAGUUCUAUUUGUUUAA